Messenger RNA from Didymella exigua CBS 183.55, 2309 nucleotides. RefSeq lists its product as uncharacterized. The record is from RefSeq and is a predicted model, not a curated record. The transcript has a single exon. Lineage: Eukaryota; Fungi; Ascomycota; Dothideomycetes; Pleosporales; Didymellaceae. Bases 103 to 2277 code for a protein of 724 amino acids.
UUCUUGACAUACAUACAGCGGUCACGUCACCGCCCGCGACAGACCUCCACGGAAUACUGCGGACCGACUUAGGGGCGAUCAAAGAGGGGGAACACAAAUCGCAUGCGUCGUAUACAGGCCAUGCCCCCUACCCUUCAUCCUUACCUCAAGCGGGGAUUAGACUUCGACGCCUCAACUAUCGACCCCAGGGACCUCGUGGAAGACCUGCCCGCCGAACACCGCGACGCACAGAACGAACCGGCGAAGCGGAGGAGAGUGGAGGCAAUAGCGUUGCAGUAUUUGCGGGGAGGCGCACCACUCAUACUCACGGCUCGCCUCAAGGGCCCCUUCAACAGCAAGGAAUGGCAGAACCCAUGGGCAGAGAAGCAGAGGGAGGGCAUGGGUGGGCCAAGCAAGCAGGCGGCCAAGCAGGCACUGGGACAGCAAAAGACGAGGUCCACGGCACCACAGGUACCUUCUCCAGAGGCAUCAAGGGCCCUUGGACACACUGAAGAGCAGCUCUACAGCCAGCCAGACCUCGAACCGCUGCCAGCCACAGCUCUCAUACCGGAUGAUGACGAUCAGUCCGGCCCCACUGAAUUCUUCAGCAUCGACACGGAGCAGUUCAUUGCCAACAAAAGUCCAACCAACCCCUUCUGGCUGCGCCGUCCUGCUACAAAUAUAUCUUUCCCUACAAACAGUCAGACGGAUAUGUCCCCGAGCAGGGUGCGACAGAGAGAUCACAGGUAUAGCUCUCGGAAGAGCCUGCAGCUUGCGCUCCCGAAGGAGCCUCUAGAGGGUCGACAAUUACCUAUACAUGCAACCCCACCAGACGAAUGGCGAUCGAGCGCUUCAGCCUCGAUGGACAUAUCGAGCCCUGCCACCGCCAUCAAGCACCAAGCGCUGGAGCAGGACCCGUUUCAUACGUCCACAACCAAGAGCGUACCAGAUUCUUCAAGAUUACGAGAAGACUCGGCGCAAGAGGAAGAAGCUCGUAGUAGCCAGGUCGCUCAAUACGCGCAAUUUGAAUCAGCUGCUGAGAUGCCUACGAGUCUCUUGAAGGACUCGACGGCAAUUUACCCAGAAGCCCACCUACCACAGCCACCUCACGCGCAGUCUUUCGACUCUCUCGUCCCAGCUACUACGUACAAGAUGCCAAGUACAAUACAGGUCCCUCAAUCAAGCCCGACACACGGAGUUGCAGGAGCAGGGAGGCUUGCUGGACCUUUAAGAGAAGAAAUACAAAGAUCUGCGGAACGAUUUGUUGGCUUCAUGCCCAGGUCGACGCGGAAGCGGGGGCUGUCAUCAGUCGACCGAACAGCUGUAACAGGAUAUAGCCUGCCACAAAAACAGCGCCACGAUCUAGUCGCUUCACCAGCACCAGACUCUUCCACAGGCUUUAUGUACAGGCGAGUCGGUCAACCAAAGGGUGGGACUGCUGGACAAAAAGCAAAGCCGAGAGCCGUCAGCUCCCGCUCGUCGUCACCUGCCAAGAAGAAGGACAAGGAUUCUUCCGUCGCAGCCCCCGAGUCUAUAGCUCCUGUCGCCGAGGUUGAAGCACUGGAAGACGUGCCAUCCAUUGUUGUCGCUGACGCAAGGGAAGAAAGUAUAGUGCAUCGAAACGAAGGCAAGACAGAGGUUCAGGAAGGCGAGCGGCAGAUGGAAGAACAGCAAGAGUCGUACAGGUCGAGGCAGUCACAGUACUCCACCCAAGCCGCGAUGCUGCUGGCACAGCUUGAGUUCCAAGAGGACUCGUCACAGUCCUUAAUCUCAUCCCUGACUCCACGGCCAUGGUCACAACAAGCACAGAAUACACCGCCGGCGCUUCUGCUUCAGCCCAGCCCUGCAAUUACGCCUCUGUCGGUCUUCAAUGCUCAUACGGACCUCUCCUUCAGUGGCCUCGCUGGGAGUAAUGUUUCGGAUGGACCGCCGAUUAGCACGCAAGAUCUCUUCGACGCAGCAUCUCCUUUUGCGUUCAGUACAGCAAAGAAGAAGAGUCAACGUCCGCGGCGGACUAGCAUGCGAUUUGCUCUGACGAAGCUGACUGAGAGCACGACUGUAUUGAGUCCCACUCCAUUGAUAGAGCGAGUGCCUCUCAAGGAGAAGAACACAUCCACAACAUGGAGCGUCGCGCAUGAAAGGUCGUCCAUGAACUCACUGAAAGCCGCACCGCAAUCACCUCAACGCACUACGAACGACGUUGAGUUACCCCAACUCGACUUCCACACGUCACUGGACUUCGGCCCAAACGCCGACUUUACUGACUACUUUCUAAAGGACUUGAACAAUCAACCUUGAAGCAGUGUUGAACUGCCCAAGAAAGCGUUCGU